Molecule: messenger RNA, 1602 nt
Organism: Fukomys damarensis (Damara mole-rat)
Lineage: Eukaryota; Metazoa; Chordata; Mammalia; Rodentia; Bathyergidae
Product: olfactory receptor 998-like
Biological process (GO): G protein-coupled receptor signaling pathway; sensory perception of smell
Cellular component (GO): membrane
Molecular function (GO): G protein-coupled receptor activity; odorant binding; olfactory receptor activity
Source: RefSeq, a predicted model, not a curated record
AUGGAGGGAAGGAACCGCACAGCAGUGACCGAGUUUCUCUUCUUGGGCCUCACAGAUCGCCUCCCUCAGAAGAUCGCCCUUUUCUUCGCUCUUGUCUUUGUUUAUCUCGUCACGCUGGGUGGCAGUCUGGGGAUGAUCACGCUCAUACGGGUCGAGCCCAGACUCCACACUCCUAUGUACUUUUCCCUUAGCCACCUGUCCUGUGUGGACCUCUGCUGCUCUUCUUCCAUCGCCCCCAAGACCCUGAGUGAUAUCUUUGCAGAGAAGAGGGUCUCUUUCGUGCGCUGUGUUGCACAGAUAUGGUUCUUAGGACUCUUUUUGGCCACGGAGUGCUCUCUCCUGGCCUCCAUGGCAUAUGACCGGUGCACAGCCGUGUGUGAGCCGCUGCUGUACACACUCAUUGUGUCCCGGCCGGUGUGCGUGCGGCUGGUCAUCGGGCCAUACUCCAUAGCUCUUGUGAGCACCACGACCCAUACAAGGCGGACUUUCUCCUUGUCCUUCUGUGGUCCAAACACGAUCGAUCACUUUUUCUGUGACAUUUCCCCUUUGCUUUCCUUAGCCUGCAUUGACACCUGGAUUACUAAGUCGGUGCUCAGCAGUGUGGUCAUUGUGGUGUCCUGUGGACACAUCGCUGUGGUCAUCCUGCGGAUCCGGACCACCCACAGAAUUUGGAAAGCCUUCUCCACGUGUGCCUCUCACCUGGCAGUCGUCUCCAUCUUGUACAGGACUCUUUUCUUCACCUAUGUCCGGCCUGGCUCGAGUUCAUCUCUGGGUAUCAAUAAAGUGGUUUCUCUGUUUUACACUGUGGUCAUCCCGGGGUUGAAUCCCCUCAUCUACAGCCUGAGAAACAAGGAGGUGAAAGAUGCAUUCAGGAGAAAGGUGAAAGGGAAGCACUCUCUGGAACUCAGAGAACGUGCAGGGCGGGCACCAGUCUGUGGCACUGCUGUCCUCAGUGGGAGCGGCACUGGAGGGAGAAUGUUUGAGAGCCACCAAGACCGCGUAGCCUGUGCCUUAAGUGGCCGGGACGCCCUGCUCGAUCACGCCCCGUCUCGCUCUCGUGUCAUCCGGCACGGGCACACGCGGCAGCCCUCGGUGCGGACGAGGACGGAUCUCCCGGCUGUGGAACUCGUUGCCUUAUCCGGACACCGAACACUGCAAAGGACAACCGCAUCUCCACCCGGGAAGAAAACCAAAGCGGAGAUUACAGAAAAGCGGGUCUUGCUGGAGAAGAUCGUGACCUGGAACUUGCCAGAGCCUUUUCAGCCUGUACAUGGCUUCGGUCAGGUUAUCACAGGAGCCAAGGUGUCUUUGGACAUUGCCACUAGAUGGCAGCACGAGAUUGCCAAACACAAGAAAAUUGUCCGGAUCCUUUGUCCGGGACAAGAGAGAAGAGCACAGUUACAAAUGUACGUGGAUUUCACCACGGAGAAAGUGCUACAGAGUGGAGAUUCUCGGCUACGGGUACUUCAGGGGCUGCGGAUCCCGCAGAGGAUUAGAGCAGCAAGAUCCGGCCCUGGUGGCGGAGCCAGGCCCCUGCGCAGUGCAGACCGGCUGAGCCUGGGCGCUGCUUCCACUCGCCGCAAGGUGGCGAGAGUUCCCUGA